Diceros bicornis minor is the source of this 2786-nucleotide messenger RNA. It is a transcript of the gene SSX2IP, whose product is annotated as SSX family member 2 interacting protein. The record is from RefSeq and is a predicted model, not a curated record. The transcript is spliced from 14 exons. The coding region runs from base 268 to 2124 and encodes 618 amino acids. NCBI's taxonomy places the organism in Eukaryota, Metazoa, Chordata, Mammalia, Perissodactyla, Rhinocerotidae.
ACGGCGCCGGGGGUGCCGAGGGCAGGCGGCCGGGGGGCGGGAGAGCGGGCGCGGAGGUGCGCGCCGGCACCUGGCUCGGCGCCCCGCUUCGCUGCCGGAAGCUCGGCGUGGCCGUUGGGGCGGUUGGAGGAGGCGGGCGAGCGUUGACCCCGGUCCCGCCCGGAGGAGGAGGGGGGAGGAGAUGCCUACAUAGAAGGGUGGCAGCAGCUGGACUAAAUGUUUCCCUGCUGAACUGGUUCCUCAGGUAUCCUGGCUCGGGCAAUUGCUAUGGGAGAUUGGAUGACUGUUACAGAUCCAGGUCUGUCUUCAGAAAGCAAAAAUAUCUCUCAGUAUACCUCAGAAACAAAGAUGUCUCCAUCAAGUUUAUACUCACAGCAAGUGCUAUGUUCUUCAAUACCGUUAUCAAAAAACGUGCACAGUUUUUUCAGUGCCUUCUGCACAGAACAGAACAUUGAACAGAGUAUUUCAUAUCUUGAUCAGGAAUUGACUACUUUUGGUUUUCCUUCAUUGUAUGAAGAAUCCAAAGGUAAAGAGACAAAGAGAGAAUUAAAUAUAGUUGCCGUUUUAAAUUGUAUGAAUGAGCUACUUGUACUUCAGCGGAAGAACCUUCUGGCUCAGGAAAAUGUGGAAACACAGAAUCUGAAACUGGGAAGUGAUAUGGACCAUCUACAGAGCUGCUAUGCAAAACUUAAGGAACAACUGGAAACCUCCAGGAGAGAAAUGAUUGGGCUUCAGGAAAGAGACAGACAGUUACAAUGCAAGAACCGGAAUUUGCAUCAGCUACUGAAAAAUGAAAAAGAUGAGGUACAAAAAUUACAAAAUAUCAUUGCAAGUCGAGCCACUCAGUAUAAUCAUGAUAUGAAGAGAAAAGAGCGUGAAUAUAAUAAACUAAAGGAACGUCUACAUCAACUUGUUAUGAACAAGAAGGAUAAAAAAAUAGCUAUGGAAGUUUUAAAUUAUGUGGGGAGAGCUGAUGGAAAAAGAGGCUCCUGGAGGACUGGUAAAACUGAAGCCAGUUUCUUUCUCAGGAAUGAAGACGAAAUGUAUAAAAUUCUCUUGAAUGAUUAUGAAUAUCGUCAGAAACAAAUCCUAAUGGAAAAUGCUGAACUUAAGAAGGUUCUUCAGCAAAUGAAAAAGGAAAUGAUUUCUCUUCUUUCUCCCCAAAAGCAGAAACCUAGAGAAAGAGCAGAUGAUAGUACAGGAACUGUUCUCUCUGAUGUUGACGAAGAUGCUGGGGAACUGAGUAGAGAGAGUAUGUGGGACCUUUCCUGUGAAACUGUGAGAGAGCAGCUAACAAACAGCAUCAGGAAACAGUGGAGAAUUUUGAAAAGUCACGUAGAAAAACUUGAUAACCAAGUUUCAAAGGUACAUCUAGAAGGUUUUAAUGAUGAAGAUGUAAUCUCACGGCAAGACCACGAGCAAGAAACUGAAAAACUCGAGUUAGAAAUUCAGCAGUGUAAAGAAAUGAUAAAAACCCAGCAGCAACUUUUACAGCAGCAGCUCGCUACCACGUGUGAUGAUGAUACCACUUCACUACUGCGAGACUGUUAUCUGUUGGAAGAAAAGGAACGCCUCAAAGAAGAGUGGUCUCUAUUUAAAGAGCAAAAAAAGAAUUUUGAGAAAGAAAGACGAAACUUUACAGAAGCUGCUAUUCGCCUAGGAUUAGAGAGAAAGGCAUUUGAAGAAGAAAGAGCCAGUUGGUUAAAGCAACAGUUUUUAAAUAUGACUACCUUUGACCACCAGAACUCAGAAAAUGUGAAACUUUUCAGUGCCUUCUCAGGAAGUUCUGAACAGGACAAUCUUACAGUGCACUCAAGGCCACGGCAGAAGAAGCCUCACAGUGUGUCCAGCGGGUCUCCAGUGUGCACGUCUACACUGACUAAAUCCCUUCCUGCUUCUCCUUGCACUUCAGACUUUUGCCCGACACGUUCCUGUGUGUCUGAACAUAGUUCGAUCAGUGUACUGAAUAUAACUCCUGAAGAAACUAAACCAAAUCAGGUUGGAAGAGAAUGUACAAAUCAGAAAUGGAGCAUGGCAUCAAGACCUGGGUCCCGGGAAGGUUGCUAUAGUGGAUGCUCCUUGACCUACACAAACUCGCAUCUAGAAAAAGAUGACUUACCUUAGACACAUGGACUGAGAUCUUUUUCAUUAACAUGUUCGUCAAAUGUCACAUCUAAGUUGAAACAGGGUGUGUCAUAAAGUCAAUCAUCCAAUAAUAUAAGAUGGUCUGAGUUGUUUUUCUGGACUUCCCUGUUCCUCCCCCAAAGAGCUAAAAUGUUAAAUCUAUUUAAAAGGAUAUAGAAGCUUUGGAUAUGUAUUUUUAGUAACAGAAGCAUCUGGUUCUGUGAAUAAAGGAAUGUAUGGAUGUUUGGAUGGAAACAAAAGCACUAGAAUGAGUUUCCUCUUAUAGGUAUGAAAAUAGCACUUUUAGGAAACUGAUUAUUGUAAAUGUUUAAUUUUGUCUCAUAUAUAGUUGACAUUGGAAGUUUAGCCUUUACUUGAAUGUAUACUGUAGAUUUUCAACAAAGCAAGUUCUAUAUUUAUUAUGUUUAGUGUGAUUUGAAAUUUGCUCUUUCAUGUUUUAAAUAAAGUGAAAUUUAUGUAUGUUUUGUACAUAGAUAUACAUGAUUAUGUUAAGAGGCUUUAAGAUUUAAAAAUUUUACACAUCCAUAAUUAUAGUAUUUCAUGCCAAUAAAUUUUUUUAGUGAUAUUCUGUUUACAGAUGUAUUAGAGCCAUUGCCACAUUACGUUUAAGAAUUUUUGAACCCAUCUGAGCAAUAAAUACU